This is a messenger RNA of Carassius gibelio (silver crucian carp), 543 nucleotides long. RefSeq names its product small serum protein 2-like. NCBI's taxonomy places the organism in Eukaryota, Metazoa, Chordata, Actinopteri, Cypriniformes, Cyprinidae. The record is from RefSeq and is a predicted model, not a curated record. Bases 36 to 410 code for a protein of 124 amino acids. The transcript has 4 exons.
CUUCUGUUUCCUUUUUAAAAAGACCUUAAGUGCAAAUGAUUGCAUUUCAUCAGACCAUCUCUGCUAAACUUGCAAAAAUGGCAUUUUUGGCUCUGGUUUUGGUAUUUUGUGCCUGUGUCUCUUUAAGUGAUUCCGCCUGCUCCUGGACACCUCUAAAUCCAGGGACAAGAUAUUGUGUUGAUCGCUAUGAUAACUCCAAGCAUCCAAUGGGAAGUACUUGGACAAACAAACAAUGUAUCAGAUGUACCUGCUCCCCCCGGUCAAUGGGGUGCUGUGAUGCGAUGGGCCGAGUGACUAACCUCUCUCAAGGCUGCACUGUGAAGUACGAUUACAACAAAUGCACAUUUCAAGUGUAUAAUCCAACAAACCCCAACAUUAAGUGUUCUUCUUAUGGCACUGUUGGAAAAUAAUUUCCAGUAAUCGAGUAAUGUGUCCUUUUUGGAUUAAAUAAACUGUUUUUGGACCCAGCUUGACUACACUGUUAAAAAUAAAAAAAAACCUUGUGCCCAUUUUACUUAAUAAAAUUGAGGCAACUCUUUGCAU